Messenger RNA from Doryrhamphus excisus (bluestripe pipefish), 8850 nucleotides. RefSeq names its product MIB E3 ubiquitin protein ligase 2 (gene mib2). Gene Ontology annotation, biological process: protein ubiquitination. Lineage: Eukaryota; Metazoa; Chordata; Actinopteri; Syngnathiformes; Syngnathidae. The record is from RefSeq and is a predicted model, not a curated record. Gene Ontology annotation, molecular function: zinc ion binding; ubiquitin-protein transferase activity; protein binding. Gene Ontology annotation, cellular component: cytoplasm.
CACUCUCUGUUUGCUUGGCGUUAUUGAGUUCUGACAUCCGGGGGGUCAAAGGUUACAUGCUCCCACCAAUGAGCUUUUAUUAACUUUGUGAUACAUACAGACGACUGUUUCUCUCCCAUUAUAUAAUUCUUAUAUUCAUACGGUUGUGUGAAAAAGUGUUUGCUCCCUUCUGUCCCUUUGCACGCUUGUCACGCUCCAAUCUGUCAGAUCAUCAAACAAAUUAAAAUAUUAGUCAAUGACACCACAAUUGAACACAAAGUAGCGUUUUUACUGUAAAGGGGGAAAAAAAAAUCCAGACAUACAUUGAGUGUGUUUAGCCAUCCACGGCUUUUACGACUCACAUCCAAAUUCCCAAUCCUCAUUUUCUGAUGCUUUGGCAUUGUUUAAUCUAAGUAUACAACAUUGUAGCAACAUUAAUAGGUCACAAAAGUCGAAAAAGCACAAUACGUACUCUUUAAGCUUUGUCUCAAUUUUGCCAGAAAACAUCUUGAUGAUCCCCAAGACGUUUGAGAGAAUGCUCUGUUGUCUGACUUUUUGGAAGGUGUGUCUCCCAUUACAUCUGGAGUAAAAGUAAUGCUGCACUUCAGAAAAAAACAUACCAACUGUAAAAUAUGGUGGUGGUAGUGUAAUGGCCUGGAGCUGUUUUGCUCUGUUUGUGACUGCAAGCUGAAACUAACUUGGGUUCUGCAGCAGGACAAUGAGUCCACCUCUGAAUGGCUGAAGAAAAACAAAACGAAGACUCUGGGGUGGCCUCGUCUUUACCUGAAUUUCACUGUACUUUAUUUUGAUAAGCCUUCGAUCUGCCUUGCUGGCAUUUGUGCAUGUGACCAGAUACACGACACGUCUUGUUUUGACUUUGUCAAUCGAUGACAGCUCGUCACAUGUUAAGUCUAUUUAUCUAUACCAGCGUGUGUAAUCGCUCACGUUUCAAUCUCAGUCCACUUCCUGGCAUUUGUGUUUACAUGCCUACCUUCCGGCAUAUGAGUAGCUCAUUGGUAGGUAGGUAGCCCUAUGUUUUCGCUCAUUUACAGGACUACACUGAGGUUACACAAUGCUUCAUGCUAACAGUAGUCCUUCAUUGGCAUUUUCUACAGAGGAGACACCUUGUGUCCAUUACAAAGGUAAUGCUGUUAUUUAUUAUUACACUUAAUAAAAAUAGAAAUUGUCAUAAAGCUUCAGCACAAACUGCGUCACCACAGUUGAUGAUGAAAAGAACGUGCUGAUGUUUCGUGUUUUGCUUCACCAAACCACACAAGGCCUGCUCUAUAUAAACACUUAUUGACCUGAAUUUCAAGUGUCCUGUGUAUCCAAAUUUACUGGCAUGAUUUCUCUCUUCAGAAUGCAGUCUUCUGCAUCAGUUCACCGUAACGCUCCAAACAGCUGUGGGCACUGUCUGAAUGUCAGCUGGAUGGCCCGUGUUCAUGAUUUUAAUGAGGUGAUAUGUAUGACCCGGAUUUUCUCAUAGUUUAGUGAGAAUGGUCCAAUUCCAAAUUCACACUGUUUGUUUUCUGUGCUUGACAUCUGGUAAACAGCAUGACUCAUGACUUAAGACUAUGAAGCUGCAGAUUGACUUCAUUGUUUAUUUUAUGACUCUCUAUUUUUGUUGUGCUUCUAAAAAUGUUUCAGUGAUCAGCUAAAAGAUUGUAACCGGUGUGCCAUCGUCUCGUCUCAAGUCUUGGGUGUCUUGUGACACCCCUAGUCGUCAGUGUAUAGCUCCAAUUGAAGUAUAGAUUUACUAUCCUCUAAAAAUAAGUCACGGCACAGCCUUAUAUCUAGCACUGCCGUGAGCCUCUUGGACAUGGAACCACCACUAAGCCCUUUUAUCUAUAAAUCAAACAGAUCAUUAAAAUAAACAGCUCAAUCGGUUAUUUAUGUCAUUAACCCGGCUUCUUUUAGCCAAACAGUGGACCUGGAAUGUGUUCUUCUGCAAGGGCAUCACAUGAAAGUCACUUUAUUUCUCAUUAGAUCGAUGAAAGAAGUUUUGCAUAGUGUGAUUCUUUUUUUUUCCCCAAAUCAGAUUGUCUUGUAUUCCCCCCGCAGCAACUCAGAAUGGUACAAUCAUGGGACCCUUUGGUAUUUAUAUGAAUGGAUCUCUUUGUGGUAUCGCCAUUCAAUAAUAUGAGUACCCCAGACAUGAAGAAUAGUUUCACAUAAAGGCACGUUUGUAUGAUACUUUUAUUGGCAGUUUAAGCGUACUAGAUCAAUUUGUGGUUCCCAGAAAACCAUGUAAUAUUUAUUGGAGGCCCGAGGCAUCAUAUAGUUUAUCUGCAAUUUGACAGAAACAAGACGUUUUUUUCUUUUCUUUUUGUUGUAAUUAGCAUACCUAAUGGCUCACUGUGGCACAACAUUGCAAUGUGUGUGUGUGUGUGUGUGAGUGUGCGCUUAUGCAUGCUGGCAGUGUUCACGGCAACAUAUGUGUGUGCCAUAUGUUUAUGAGAUGGUCGCUGUGCAGUCAGCUAAUCGUCUCUCCAACACACAAACAAGGCGCACGCAGUUUCCGGGAACUUAUUAGGUCAUCUUGCCGGUUAAUCCUUCGCUUGCAUAUCAAGCUGCCUUCAAACUGCUGCCCCGCCCACAGUCAUGAUUACAACACAUCCAGCUGCAGUCCUGUUUGUGUGUCAAGACAAUAUUAGCUGAAGGUUGUUCCUAAGAUCUCAGUGACUUAUUUAUUUUGCUUAAAUUCCUGUUACUUGAAAAACUGUAGCUAAGAUGGACACUUAUACUGCCCUCCAUAAAUGUGGGAAGAUGUAUUGUCCCACGUUCACCCAGGUCUUCCCAAUCUCCUGACUGUGUUGUUUAUUGUAUAUGUCAAUUCUCUUUUUCACAGUAUUAUUGUUGAGUGUGUGUGCUCCUCUUUUGUUCUCGCUCCAUCGAGUAAAGCUAACCCUUGGCUGCCUUGUUGACAAGGACAUUUGUAGCUCUUCUGCUCUUAUCCCGUCUGGUCACAGACGAGACAUUUGCUCUUUCAGGAUUAGAAAUGUUGAUCCCUGUAAAGAGCUGUUGUCUUUCUCAGAAUGGCUGCUGCUAGAUUAUGUCCAAAAUACUAUGAAAUAAACAAAUGCCGUUCAGUCAAAUCAGGCCAGUGGGAAUGUAUUGCGUUUUGAUUUUUGAAUAUGUACUAUGCUAAGAGGUGUUAUUAGGCCUUUCUGUAGCCCAAUAAUGAUAUACUGUACAGUUGAUUCUUUGAAAAGUAAUGUUAUGUACUAUAUUAAUGAGAUCUGCGGCUAUCGAAUAUAAUAUUAUAUUUUUUGACUCAGCGCUUUCACACUGGGAUGUCAUUAUUGCUGCACAGCGGCGACGUUGAAUCCGCAGGGGACCGCUAUUGUGGUAUGUAAGCGCCGCGUCAAGACAGAUACAUGUCAUAGUGUUCAACAUUAGCCACAUUUUGUUUUCCUUCUUGUUCAUUGCCUUGUCGCUUUCUCUAGCCUCUUCAAUCUUCCCGUGUUCUCAACCACCCACUUCCUUCUUCGUCCUGUGUGUGGGUGAUGCAUGCAUGCUGGUGACGUAAGGGACACCUCAAAGUAGAAAAAAAAUAUAUUAUUUAUUCAUUAAUUAUUCAAAUAACCAUUGCAGCCCAUUUAUUAACGAUCAACCGGACAUGUGGCCACGUUCUUACGAUGCUUUGCCACUGCAGAGUUCCGGCUCAGGUGAAGGUCAGGUGAAUGAACCAUCGUUAUGCACAAGAGCCGUUCACGGGCUACAGCAACCCGUAGUGACCAUCCUCGGGGGACACAGCCACCAGAGAAUAGUACAGUCAUCCAUUGUUACUUCAUUGCAGAAUUUCCAUGAAGUAGGAAUAGAUAGCGUGGACAGGCCGACCUGAACACAUAGUAGAUGAAACGAUAAAGAAAUAAUCAAAACAGAUCAAAACAUUGACUUUGCCAAUACAAUUGAAACUGCAUAAUUUGAAGGUGUGGCAAGGGAUGAUUGUUCCUGCUUUUGACAAAGGAAAUGUGGGAAUGUAAAGUGUAACUCGGGUCACGGUAAGGGAGUCCCAACCGGAAUAAACAAAUACAUGUGACUUAUGAUGCCUGACAUAACCUUGCGCCCACUUAAGAGUGUAAGACGACGCCAACGCAUCACUCCAAGCUGGCCUGCUCUCUUAAAUCUCUGCUUUCAAGGAUUAGCCUCCAAGCAUCUGUUUUCAGGUGCACACAACUCUUUCCAACCUCAGUCGUACAAAGAGAGUUAGUGCUCGUUUACUCUGACAGAGGAGUGGACUGCCGUCUUCGGCAGUGGAUUCCGAUUCUACAUCAAGACAAGAAAUGAAAUUAUCAUUUUUCUAGCACCGAGUGUUUGUGCAACGAGCAGCACAGACUCUCUACUUGGGACCACACUGGAUUUCAAAUAACUCUGGCUGAAAUGUUAUCUGGCUGAAAUGAAAGUCAGCAUCUGAUCUUGUCAAGAAAAUAUGGGAAUAGGCAGUUCCUUUGCACCAAGAUCUGAUCAAAUCUUUACCAUAAGAGUAAGCUUGGCACCAAGGCAGAACCUUCCGCGCAUCAUCCUCAAAGGAAUCUUCCAGGGGGUUAAGGUGGUUCGUGGACCUGACUGGGACUGGGGCAACCAAGACGGCGGGGAGGGUAAGGUUGGGAAGGUAGUGGAUAUUCGUGGCUGGGAUACAGAGUCUGGUCGCAGUGUGGCUAGUGUGACCUGGACGAACGGCACCACCAAUGUCUACCGAAUGGGGCAUAAAGGCAAAGUUGACCUCAAGUAUGUGUCAGACGGCCAGGGAGGCUUCUACUACAAAGACCACUUGCCAAAGCUUGGAGAACAUGCAGAGCUGCAGCGCCAGGAGAGUGCUGAUGGCCACUCCUUCCAGCAGGGUGACAAGGUCAAAUGUCUCUUGGAGGUGGACAUUCUACGACAGAUGCAGGAUGGCCACGGGGGUUGGAAUCCCAAAAUGGCAGAGUACAUUUGCCGGAUUGGGUCAGUUCAUAGAAUCACUGACCGGGGGGACGUCAGAGUCCAGUACAGCAAUAACAUCCGCUGGACUUUUCAUCCUGGGGCCCUUACCAAGGUGAACACGUUUGGAGUUGGCGAACUAGUGCGAGUGUUGGAGGACAUAGAUAGUGUCAAGCGGCUACAGGCCGGCCACGGCGAAUGGACAGACAGCAUGGCUCCUGUGCUUGGCCAGGUUGGCAAGGUGCUGAAAGUCUAUGCAGACGGUGACCUACGUGUGGCGUUCGGAGGCCAGACAUGGACGUUCAACCCAGCAUGCCUUUCUGCACAGCCUGUGGAGAUGGACGCUAACCUCAUGACGACCGAGAACCCCAACGAAUCUGGAAGUACAGUCAUUUCUGUGCUGGAGAAACUGCUGUCUCAGUCCACGGAGCAGGACAAUCCCAGCCGGCUGGUCAUUGAGGCAGCACACGGCAGUGCCAAUAAAGUGCGGGAGUUGUUGCAGAAGUAUCCUGACAAGGUGGAUAUCAAGAACCAGGGGAAGACUGCACUGCAGGUGGCUGCACAUCAAGGUCACAUGGAGGUGGUGAAGGCCCUGCUCCAGGCCAAUGGCUCCAUUGAAGUCAAGGACGAAGAUGGAGACACGGCGUUGCACUACACAGCCUUUGGUAAUCAGGCAGAGAUUGCACUGUUGUUAUUGAGCAAGGGAGCAAACGUUAAUCUCUUGAACAACUCCAUGUGCACGGCGCUCCACAUCGCUGUCAACAAGGGCUUCACGGAUGUCGUGCGGGUGCUCACCGAACAUUCAGCCGAUGUCAAUCUCCAGGAUUCUUAUGGAGACACACCGUUGCAUGAUGCCAUUGCUAAAGAUUUCCGCAAUAUCAUUGAGAUCUUGGUCAUGGUGCCCAACAUUGACUUCACUCAGCAGAACCACAGAGGAUUCAACCUCUUGCACCAUGCUGCGCUCAAAGGAAACAAACUGGCCACAGAGAAGAUUCUAGGCCGAGCACGACAGCUGGUGGAUGUUAAGAAGGAGGACGGCUUCUCUGCCCUGCAUCUGGCCUCCCUUAAUAAUCACCAUGACGUAGCCGAGAUCCUCAUUAAAGAGGGCCGCUGCGACAUCAACAUCCGCAACAACCGCAACCAGACGGCGCUGCAGCUGGCUGUGACGCAGGGCCACACCAACUUGGUCCUGCUGCUGGUGGCCGAGGGUGCUGAUGUAAACUUGGAGGACGAGGACGGCGACACCGCCAUGCAUGUGGCCCUGCUGCGACCACAGCUGGCCAACGUAAUGCUGAGCCCCGCUGUGGGAAGCAGCAGUAGCAGCACAGAGGAGAGCAACGAGGGUUGUGCCUCCACAUCACUUUACGGCAGGCUCAGUGCUUCAGGUCUUCUCGGGAAUACCGAGCUGAGCGUCGGAGCGGCCAUUUCUUGUUUCCUAGCGCAAGAAGGGGCUGACAUCAGCUAUGCCAACCACAAAGGCAAGAGCCCCCUGGACCUGGUGGCAGACAGCGCCAUUUCGCAGCUCAUCAAGAGCUUCUCGGAGAAGCACAGAUUGCAGCUCCUGCAGGCCAUUACAUGCGGCCAGGGCCCGAGCACAGCUAACCUGCGGCGCGUUCACACCACCCCCAAUACCAUGACCAAUCUGGUUUUUCCUACUCCGCCGGGGCCCGGUGAAUGCCUCAUCUGUUCUGAGCUAGCGCUGCUCGUUCUCUUCUGCCCUUGCCAGCACAGUGUGGCAUGUGAAGAGUGUGCCCAUCGAAUGAAGAAAUGCAUUAAAUGCCAAGUAACAAUCACCAAGAAAAUUCGACAAGACCAGACCGAGGUGGACUGCAGCCCCGGCACGGAGAACUCUGAGCAGCACAACCUGCUGGAGCAGCUGCAGUCGCGCUACCGGCAGAUGGAGGAGCGCAUCACCUGCCCCAUCUGCAUCGACAACCACAUCAAGCUGGUCUUCCAGUGCGGACACGCCUCCUGCAUCGACUGCAGUGCCGCGCUCAAGACCUGCCCCAUUUGCCGGCAGACCAUCCGCGAACGGAUCCAGUUGUUUGUCUGAGCAUCCUGUAGGGGCAGGGUGGCAUCCAAAGAGCAAGUCGGGAUACAUGGGGAGGGCUAUGAAAUGAUGGAAUGACCCACUGGUGAUCCUGUUCAUCACCCCUCAGCCUCCCAUGAGCUUAUUCUUUGAGUCUGUCCACCCCUUUCAACGAGACAAUCUGUUGCUGCUUUUACAUGGAUGUCUGUUGCCCAUCAUCCUCUUUUCUGGCUGGCUGGGCCUCUUCUGUUUACACGGCUGCACAGAAUGAGCCACCCACCGCCCACAGCCUGUCGUGUGAAUUUUGUCUGUUCUCAUUUGGAUAUUGUAAUGAUCAGUAUUAAUCUCUGCAGAGGGCGCUUUAAGUAUAUAGUCCCCGACCACUUGCUGCUCGUAUGCGAGGGGGAAGUACACACUAUACUGUAUAUGCAUGAGAAUAUGCAUAUUGUAAAGCUGAGUGAUUUGUCGUUUUUAUUUCUUUGUGUUACAGGGUUUAUUUAUGCGUGAAAGGUGUAUUACUGUCUUUUUUCAGUCGCUUAGAGGGAAGAAAAAAAGCAUCUACUGAAAUACAGCCUAUUUUCCUCUUACUCAGGGUAUCAAAUCUCUUAAAAAGCACUUGUUUGUGAUGAUAUCCAUUAAAAAGGUUCCGAGUCGCCAUCCCACACAGCCGCUGCGCAUCUUGGGGAAGGGAGACCAUUGGAAAACGUUGUUCUCAUUGGUGAAUUCAUGAAUGUUUCUGUGUUUGCAGAUGAGCUUCUGCAACAAAGAGAGCCCAAAAAUUGGGGGGGAAAAAAAAGCACCCGUCCACACUGUUUGUGUAUUUACCGCUCAUCCCCACAGGGAACACCUACUGUGUCUACUUAGCAACAAGUGUUUGUGUUUUGUUAUUUAUCCAACAAAAGUAUUGUCAUUUAGAAGGGCCUAAAGAGAAGUGGUUGGUGCGUUACGUUUGUCUACCUUCCUGCUGACCCUCUUUUGUUCUACUUUGGAGCUCUGGAUUGUACUUCAUCUUUCUUCUGUUUUCUUGAAGGGCUUCUGCAUAAGAGUAUAAAAUUAUCUUUAUUUAAUUUUUUGCUUUUAAUAUGUGUUUUGUUUGGCUUCAUUGAAUCCCAUAUUAUUGGGAGAUGCGGUUGUUUAAAUGUGUACAUUUUGAAUGUCGGGCUAGGGCUGAUGAUGCUGUCUCACUUUUUUGGGGUUUUUUUUGAAGCGGAAGAAAAGUUGCGGGUGUUUACUUUCAACAAAGUACGUUUACGUCAGUGCCAAAUUGCAUGAGGAACGUGCAUGGACGAUGCACACAUGGAUUUAUGUGGUAGAGCUGCAACAUUGAGAUUGGCUAAGUUGAAGAUUAGGAGUUACGUAAUUGCAAACUUUCACACGCUGGCAAACAGUGGCAGUCCUGUAUUCUUUGGUUUAGGGGUUUUCAAAGUGUGGCACAGUCGGUCUUUCCUCUGACAAUAUCAUUUGUUUGGGAGCCGACCGCAUUUUCCAAGACUUCCUCAGUAUGUCCUGAAGCUAGCAGGUUGGAAAGAUAUUUUCAUCUUUAUUUUUCUCAAGCUGUCUCGUGACUCCUGCCACUUUGAAAACCCCUGGUUUUAGAGCUUUCCAAGUACAUUUAUCUUAUCAAUCAAGAUGAAUUAUUGAAUUAUUGUUGGGUUUUGCAGGUGAGGGCAGUAAUGUGGAGAUGUGAAAAGAAAUGGUGGACAUAUUAUUUGUGUCUGUGUGUGUUUUGUUUAUGAAUUCUCCCAGUGAAGGAGAUGGGGAUGUAUAAAAGUACUAUUCAAGCAGCAAUGUUAUAUUCUGUGUUUGUACAGUUCUGCUGUUGGCCUUACUGUCUCUUCCUCUGUUGUAUGUUUGCUCACUUUUAUUCUGUACAAAAAUAUUUUGCAAUAAACAUGGAACACUUUUCUAAGGACAUAGCA